Molecule: messenger RNA, 1185 nt
Organism: Nipponia nippon (crested ibis)
Lineage: Eukaryota; Metazoa; Chordata; Aves; Pelecaniformes; Threskiornithidae
Gene: PM20D2
Product: peptidase M20 domain containing 2
Molecular function (GO): dipeptidase activity
Source: RefSeq, a predicted model, not a curated record
AUGAGCACUUCACGCCCCUUCCAGCCGCUGGUAACCCGCCAUCAGCGAUACGUGCACACGGGAUUUUACACACCUGCCGCCUUGCACAAUAACUUCAGAAGGAAAAACCCCACGCCCGGAACUCCUCCCGGCGGCACCGGCACGGCGAGGGACGCCGCCCCGGGCGCGCUGGGGCGGGGCAUCGGUCACGCCUGCGGGCACAACCUCAUCGCCGAGGUGGGAGCCGCCGCCGCCCUGGGGCUGAAGGCCGCCCUGGAGAGCCUGCCGCAGCCGGCGCCCGUCGCCGUCCAGGUCACGGUGCUGGGGACGCCUGCGGAGGAACAAGGAGGAGGCAAAAUAGACCUGAUCAACGCUGGAGCCUUUGAUGGCCUGGAUGUAGUUUUUAUGGCACACCCCUCGCAAGAAAACGCAGCUUACCUGCCCGAUGUGGCCGAGCACGAUGUGACUGUGAAAUACUAUGGAAAAGCUUCUCAUGCUGCUGCUUAUCCUUGGGAAGGAGUUAAUGCAUUAGAUGCUGCUGUUCUUGCAUACAACAAUCUGUCUGUUUUAAGACAGCAAAUGAAACCGACCUGGAGAGUUCAUGGUGUAAUAAAAAAUGGCGGUGUGAAACCUAACAUCAUUCCUUCUUACACUGAACUAGAGUUUUACUUGCGUGCCCCUUCAAUGAAAGAUCUUUCUGUUCUGACGGAGAAGGUUGAGAACUGCUUCAGAUCUGCAGCACUGGCCACAGGAUGCAAAGUGGAAAUAAAAGGUGGUGAAAAUGAUUACUACAAUGUGCUUCCAAAUAAGAGCCUGCAGAAAGUUUACAAGGAGAAUGGAAAGAAGCUUGGAAUAGAGUUUAUAUCAGAAGACUCUAUCUUGAAUGCCUUGUCAGGUUCCACGGACUUUGGAAAUGUUACAUUUGUAGUCCCUGGGCUUCAUCCUUAUUUUUAUAUUGGCUCUGAUGCAUUGAAUCAUACUGAGCAGUACACAGAAGCUGCAGGGUCACAGAAUGCUCAGUUCUAUGCUUUGCGCACAGCAAAAGCUUUGGCAAUGACAGCACUGGAUGUCAUUUUCAAGCCAAGUCUCCUAGAAGAAGUCAGGGAAGACUUUAGACAGGUGAAGCUAAAAGAAGAUGGACAAAUAAAUCCAGUAGAACCUAACAAAGAAUCUGGCGUUGGCAUAGGAGCAUGUGCAUCACACUAA